AUGCACGCCAUACCGCAUCUCUCCUCUUCAAGUGGCCAUGGGCACCACCACCACCACCACCAGUCGUCGUCGUCGUCCAGCAGCCAGUCGAAGCCCGUCAAAGUGAAACGCACAAGACAGCGAGUAGAUGCUGGUGAGCCGCGCAACAGUUACGCCAGUAUUGCUAACUUCUCCUCACGCGGAGGAUACCACGGCUACCAUCCCAGCCACAAGUUCGGCUCCAGUCACAGCAGCAGCUCCAACAGCAGCAGCUCACACCACAGCACUGUUGCCGGCUCGGCAGCGACGAACGGCGUUGCUGGAAGUCUGCACCAGCACCAGCACCAGCAUCAACAACAUCAACACCAGCACCUACACCAACAUCAGCAACAUCACCAGCAGCACUCACUGGCAAUGGCUUCGCAGGCAAACACGGCCAACGUCGCGCCGCCGCAUCCAUCUAACCAGGCUGAGCAAGUCUUUGCCUCCAAGCAAAUGAGAGAGGCUUCGGCUUUCAACGCUGCCGCAAUGGCCGCCGCCGCAGCCGCCGCAUCUUCCCGACCUGACAUGAUCCUCGAUCCAGCUCUUAUGCAGAUGUACCAGAACCAGAUGGCCGCGCUGAUGAACGCAGGGACGUACUCGCAGCCGCAACAGCAGCAGCAGCAAUCAAAGGCGACACCACCGGGACCUAGUGCAAUGCCAGCUGAUCAGUUAGCGCUGAACAAUGUCCUCUGCAAUGCGAACGCAUUUUUCAAUCAGCUACAGGCAGAUGCGUCGAUAGCCAGUUUGAUGAAUAAUUUCAAUAUGGAAUCGGCCGCAGCUGCUGCUCUUCUCAACCCAACCUCAAUGCAAGCUCAGAUGCUGAGAGAACUUCUGGAAUCUGGUAGUCGAGAACUGGAGAAGAGCAGUAACGGCAACACCAGCCAGCAGCAGCAACAGGCGGUAGUCGGUGAAGUGACUGCGCGCAAGAACAGCCUUUCUCCAAAAUCAAAGUCUCGCUCCAGUUCGAAGCUGUUUGCCGAUCUCGAGCUUGAGUCCGACCCAAUGGACUUUGCUGACCCGUUCGCCCAGCUGAAGGGGGACUCGGAAAUGGACCGCUACUCCUUGGCGACACCUGGCGAAGAUGGGGCACACGACGAAGAAAAAAGUGGCGACGAGGAAAGACAGCACAGUGGUGGUGGUGGUGGUAGUCUGGUGGAGGAAAACCACCAGCAGAAGCAGAAGCAGCAGCAACAGCAGCUACAACGCAACCACCAGCAGUCGUCAUCGCAGCCGCAGCAACAGCAACAGCAGCAGCAGCAGGAGAGCGAUAGCAGAGUGAAGGCCAAGGAAGGCAAAGUGGGAUACAUGGACGGUGACGGUGAGCAGGAGCGAGUGGAGGAGGACGUGAAAGGAGACGAAGCUAAGGAAACGAUACGACCGAGUGGAAGCGAUUGUGGCAGCGGCAAAGAGGCGACGGAGAUGGCCAGCGAGGAAGUGGCCAAGACAGCUGCCGCGCGGGACGGAAACUCGGCAAAGGAGGAGCAACGGGGCAGAGGCAGACCUUCGCCUGCGCUGAGCCAGCGGCGGGCUAAGUCGCCGACAGCGUACAGCACGCUCGCCUCGGGUUCCACCUCCUCCGCUGAUGGUGGCACUUCUUUAGGCGAUGAGACGUCUUCCUCAGCCUCAUUCACCGCCAAGAUCGCCAAGAGUGCAGAUCAGCAGCCAGCGACGACGAGCGCCAGUGCGACGACCCAGCUUGCGCAAAGCGACAACUCUCACUACGACUCUCUCUCAAACACUGCACUUCUACCUACGACUGACUUUGCUUCUGCAGACGACCAAGUAGACGACGAGGAUCGACUUGCCACUGCUUCUGUCUCUGCUGCUGCCGAGACAGCGUCAUUCGCUCGCAGCACCUCGCCGACUGCACACUCCAAAGGUGUUCGUGUUGAGGACAUCUUCUCCAACAUGCUCCUCAUGACCAACUCAAACGGCGUCUCCACCGGCGCCACUACGCCUAGCAGCCCCACCAACCACGUCCUCAGCCCACCAAAAAGCUACGACGGCGAAAGUGACUCGAGCCUGGCGAAGCCAAGUCAUCAAGCCCAGGGCGUGAACGGGUGCAAAAAACGUAAGCUCUACCAGCCUCAGCAGAGCAGCAAACUGCAGAACGGCAGUCUUGACACGGAAGACGACGACAUGGACGAAGAGGAAGUCAUCACUCCUAAGGUAGAACUGGGAGUCGAGGCUGAACUGGAUGAAGGCUUUGAUGCCAACAUGGAAAUUGACCGUCGCCGCCACGUCAGUCCAGCUCAAGCCGAUCUGCCCAAGGAGAUGGAGCAGGCUACCCCUCCGACGAUGCCAACACGCCAUCACAGCACUCGCAGUGAGCACCUGCCAACCAAGCGAGCUCGUCUUUCCGACUUUGAACGUGAGUACAAAUUGUCCCACAAUUUGCAAUCCCAGCUGUACGGCAUGCAGGCCAAGAUCGCUCUUCAGCAGCUGUACGCCCAGCAGCAGCAGGUUCAGUCUCAGAGAGUGCUCAGCAGCUCAAAUGGCUCCAGUCAGAACUACGCUAGAACUAGUCCAGUCAACAUUGCCCACGGUGCUGCUGACUGUGAUAAUCUGGUCGAUGAGAGGGACCGCGCGCCCACGUCUCGCUCAGGAACCGCCUCCCAAUUCGCCGAAAUGGACAGUCUGAUCGAGUCGCUGAAGGGACAGAUUAUCAGUGACAUUGGGCGCAUCAUUGAUGGUGCUUUUCGCAAAUUUUUCGAAGACAGUGCUCGACCCGAGUUUCAGUCGCAUUCAAGAGAAAGUCGAGGCAAUGAGCUGCUCGCCCAGAUGCUCGACUCAAACACUCUGUCGCCGAUGCACUUGCGCAAGGCUAAGCUGAUGUUCUUCUACGUUCGCUACCCGAGUUCAUCUACCCUGAAGACGUUCUUCCCGGACAUCAAGUUCAACAAGAACAACACCGCUCAACUGGUCAAAUGGUUUUCCAAUUUCCGCGAGUUUUACUACAUUCAAAUGGAAAAGUAUGCCCGACAGGCGCUUAGUGAGGGCAUCAAGAGUGCCGAAGAUCUCAGCGUCACCGAUGACUGCGAGCUGAUUCGCGUCCUCAACCUCCACUACAACCGAAGCAAUCAUAUUAGCAUUCCUGAGAACUUUCGCGGCGUCUGUGAGACAACACUGCGUGAGUUUUACCGCUCUCUGCAGCAGAACAAAGACAACGAACAGUCUUGGAAGAAGUCCAUCUACAAGGUGAUUGCUCGUCUUGAUGACAACGUACCCGAGUACUUCAAGAACCCCAACUUUAUGGAACAAUUGGAGUAA
Messenger RNA from Rhagoletis zephyria (snowberry fruit fly), 3291 nucleotides. The record is from RefSeq and is a predicted model, not a curated record. Lineage: Eukaryota; Metazoa; Arthropoda; Insecta; Diptera; Tephritidae.